This is a messenger RNA of Diaporthe amygdali, 1053 nucleotides long. RefSeq names its product extracellular dioxygenase. NCBI's taxonomy places the organism in Eukaryota, Fungi, Ascomycota, Sordariomycetes, Diaporthales, Diaporthaceae. Gene Ontology annotation, molecular function: iron ion binding; oxidoreductase activity, acting on single donors with incorporation of molecular oxygen, incorporation of two atoms of oxygen. The record is from RefSeq and is a predicted model, not a curated record. Bases 1 to 1053 code for a protein of 350 amino acids. The transcript has 2 exons.
AUGAAGUUCGGAUCCGCAGCACUUGCUAUCCUCCCCCUUUCUGGAGUGUUUGCCCACCCUGAAAGGAUGACUGAGGAGGUUCGCAGGCAUGAAGCUCAGAUGAUCGGCCGCUCCACAGACAAGUGCGCCUCCGCUAUCGCGAAGCGCAAGGCAGACAUCAUGGAGAAACGCGCGCAGUCUCUCUAUCGCCGCCGCGUCGAGUCCGGAAACAUUUCUCCUAACGAUAUGUCCAAGCGCAAUACGCUCCAGUACCAGGAAAUCCAAAACACUACCUGCGCUCUGGCACCUGACACGAUUUGGGGUCCUUACGGUGUCGAUGGUGAGAUGGUCCGCCAUGACCUUCGGGAAAGCCAAGAAGGAAUUGAUUUCUACUUUGACAUUGGCGUCAUUGAUACUGAGACUUGCGAGCCGAUCUCUGGCGUCGCACUGACGAUUUGGAAUUGCAACGCCACUGGCUUCUACUCCUCCUUCACGGGAGUCAACCCGGACACCGUAGAGCUCCUGGACGGAUGGACCAAGCGCGACGACGGUACAACCGAUGACGAGACUUUCUUGCGCGGUGUUCAGGUCACGAACGACGACGGCAUGGCUGAGUUCCUGACUGUUUUCCCUGGCUACUAUGUGACGAGAACUACGCACAUCCACAUCACCGCUCAGGCCAACGUCACGAAUGGCACACUUUACUCUCAGUCGGCGAUUCAGCACAUUGGCCAAUUGUUCUUCGAUGAGGACCUCCUGAACGAUGUUUACGAGCUUAGCCCCUACGCUGCGCACAAGGAGACACUGAACCGCACGACCAAUGCUGAGGACUCGCUGUACAGCUCUGCCAAUGGAGAUGGAUACAGCGCCAUUAUUGAUGUUACUCAGCUUGGCGACAGCCUGGAGGAUGGCCUUGUCGGAUAUAUCACGGUCGGCAUCAACUCAUCUGCUGCAGCAAUUGCCAGCGUCGGGGAGGAUGUGAACCCCCAGGGUUGGGUUCCCACCGUCAGCGUCUCGCCUGAGAAGGCGGCCCAGGCCACGGCCAUUGACCGAGCUGAUGGUUACACGGAGUAG